AUGGCGUACUGCUGUGGUCCCCCUGACGGCAACGCCGAGCAUUCGCAUGUCGACCGCCCAAUUGCCCCAGCCGUCCAAGAAAGCGACGCCGAGGAGCUUGUCCGAGGCCCUCAAUUCGUCCAGGCCCUCCAAACCCUGGACGACAGCGAAGGUCAUGCGACGGAUGUAGAAGCAGAGGAUGCCAAGGGCCCAGAGCCAGAGACUUCCGAUCCGGUGCCGGAUCACCCAGAGCCUGAGCCUGCCUCGAAGGACGAGCCGAAAGACUUUGACCAAAAUGGUGACGGAACCGUGAACAUAGUCGAGUUAGUGGCCUUUGCCCGGCAGCACAAACAACUCAAGCAAAGCUUCUCCUUCAUCAAGGUUGUCUUGCUGCUGGUCUUGGUGGUUGUGAUCCUCUUUCUGCUCCUCACGUUCUGUCCUUCCGUGGUGGCUAUCCAGCUCACCAAAGAGAUGACCACUACAGGGGGUGCGCUAAUGCCCACAGGCUGCUCGGAGGGCCAGGGGGAGUGCAAGCCCAUCGCCACAGGGCCAAGCAAGAGAGAGUCCAAGACCCUGACAUCGACGAUGCCAGACGAUGCUUUCGAGGAGCUGAAGUCGGUGACGUUGUCCCUUCCCCACCAGAACGGCGAGCAGGUGAAAGUGGCCUUGGACAUCCUGAGCUACGAGCGCCGCAUGGUUCCCACCAGCAAAUGUGGCAGUGUGGUGGACUUGGAAACUAUCCAUGGCGUUCUAAUGAUCGACGAUUCAGAAAUCUCUGCUUCCCUUGACUUCGUCGAGAAGAUGAAUUCUCGUGGGUUUAACAUCGACGAUGAUGGGCCUCUGCUUGCGGUGGAUGGAGCGCGGCGCCUCAGCGUCGGCUCGGAUAUUGCGGGCAUGUUCAACUUCAUCGCUGACUACAACUACACUUGUGAGAGCCAAGCCAAACCGCUGCAAAACCUGGAGCCGCCCUUCAAGUUCACCAUCGACAGCUACCAGGCCUGCGAGAGCUGGACGUGCUUCUCCCAGGUGUUCGACGACCUGAACAUCACGGGGCCUCAGGGAAAGAAGGUCGGGCUGCCGGGACUGACGACGGAUCCUUACGGGACGGAGACCUUUGUACGUGGCAGGUUCAUCAAAGCUCGAGAGGAGGUCUAUGCAUUGAGCAAGGAGAAGAUCAUUACGAUCCAGACUUGGCCGAACUACCCGAUGAUGUCCUUGUUGUCUGUGCACGAUUUCGAAAAGAAGCUGUUGGUCCAGAAGCAGAUCUUCAACAACACUCAGGCCACCCACUGCAGCACUAGGCCCAGCAAGGAUGAAGAGGACAUGAUGACCAACAUGGAGGACUUCGUAGUCUCUGCAGUUGGUACCACAUCCUACAAGAGCGAGCCAGGGCGAACCUUCAACCGAUACAUCCUCUACCACCGGGAGAAGGUUCACCAGGAGGAGGCCUACGUCGAGUACUGGGAGGACCAGGCCACUGGCAUGCCCCACAAGUACUUUAUGCCCAACAUCGAUGAGAGUCCCAGGGCUUAUUUCACGAGCUACGAGAACAAGGUGGACGAAGCCGAGUUUGAAGACCUCCAAAGGCGGAUCGAUGUGAUGGACUGCCACAGCCCGGAGAUUUUCACAUUGAUCCCACCCAUCAUGGACGACGAUGAGCAGACCCCCGCUACAGAGAACGUCUCCACUCUCGAGUUCUACAAGGCGCUGAACCAAGUCUGUGUUUCCGAAGCUUGCAAGAUGCUCUUCAUGGACGAGAGCUACUGGAACCUGGUCCUGGAAACGCCCUUGAACGCGUCAGGCACGAACAGCUCCGACAGUUCAGACCUUGAAUCCGACCCUGCAGCGCGUUUGCUCGCGGAGAGCCAAGAUGGGAACGAUCUGGAAGGGCUUAGCUUGGAGAACGACACGGCUCGCAGACUCUACUCCAGAAUCCCACGCUACAGCUGGGGUGGCUACAAUGUGGACUACCGCAAGAAGAAGCAAGUGCAGAAAGGAUUCGGCACUAGCAAGUACGGCUUCGACUUCAACAUGGAAUGGGGCUCCUUCUACUCCACCUCUCCGACAAGUCGUGGUCUGCUCGUCGCACAGGUGGCCUCCUUGGAGGGCAGUGCCCGCGGUGAAGCCAACAUCGGAGUUGGAGCCGCCUAUGUGACAAUUGGGUGCUGGGGGUAUGCAAAGGGCUGGACGGUGGCUUUCAUCAGUGGGAACACCUACUAUGAUUUCGAAGGAGAGAUGUGUUUGAAGUUUGGCGGGGGCGUGAACAUCAUCAUCGGCAAGAUGGAGGUCGAGAUCCAAGGCUGCGUCAGAGUUGAGAAGGCCAAGUAUGCCGUCGAGAUGCAGUGGACGUUACGGGCCCGCUUCUUCAACCUGGGGCCCGACUUCGAGGAUGAGAACAGCCAUGACGACGAAAUUGAAGUGACAGGCUCUGCAGGUUUCAAAGCCAAAGUCUUUUGGUUCUUCACGGUCCGGUGGCAAGUGCGCCUGGAAGUCGUGCCGCGCAAGAAGCUUUGGAACUCCGAUCCCGAGAAGCUCACGGGAGUGGACACAGCAAACAUUGGUGACUUGUACGUCCGGGGCUACGUUCCCUUAGAUGUCUGGUGGCGAUGUCCAGACACCCGCCGGCGCAUCGAUCACUCCUGGGGAUUCCGCCGCCGGUGGGGCGCCAAUGGAAACCGCUUUGUCAUCUACGGCGACGAGAAUACGGAUGAGACCGGGAUGGCAGUGUACGAAUGUGACUGGUGA
Symbiodinium sp. CCMP2592 is the source of this 2724-nucleotide messenger RNA. The record is from the annotation of a GenBank genome assembly. NCBI's taxonomy places the organism in Eukaryota, Dinophyceae, Suessiales, Symbiodiniaceae.